GCAGAUGAAGAUAACAGUCCAGUUUCCAGUUUUACUUCGAAGAACUGCAGCUUCUGAAACUUAGCUGCUUGGCUAGAAAAGAAACAUGUCUACUGUUGGAGCCAAAGAAGUUGUGAUUGCUGAAGAUAUUGGUGCCUUAAAAAGAAACCCAAAUUCUUUGAAUGAGGACAAGAAGAAAGAUAACUGAGGACAUCUCAGGAAUCAGUCUUUACUUCCAGAUUUAGCAAGAUAACCGACUGUUCAAUUCAUCACUCCACAUUCAUCUGGCACCUGCUCUUUUGGGGUUGUGUGUGCACCAGUGUAGAACCCAUCCUCAAUAAUGAGUCUUCCUCUACAAUUGGGAAUCAGCCCUGCUGGAAAGCACAUCUAACAGCAAGGCAGCAAAAAAACUAUGCUAUCACACAGUACCAUGGUGAAGCAGAGGAAAGAGCAAGCAUCAGCCAUCAUGAGGGAAAUCCACAGAAAUGAUAUAAAUGGCAUGGAUCUGGGCAAGAAAGUCAGCAUCCCCCAAGACAUCAUGUUGGAAGAAUUAUCUCAUCUCAGUAAUCGUGGUGCCAGGUUAUUCAAGAUGCGUCAAAGAAGAUCUGACAAAUACACAUUUGAAAAUUUCCAGUAUGAAACUAAAGCACAAAUAAAUCACAAUCUUGCUAUGCAAAAUGAGAAGACGGAUGGAAGCCACUUGGAAGGGAGCUCACAGCAAGCACCCUUGACUCCUCCCAACACCCCAGACCCACGAAGCCCUCCAAACCCAGAGAACAUCGCACCAGGAUAUUCUGGACCACUGAAGGAAAUUCCUCCUGAAAGAUUCAACACCACAGCUGUACCUAAAUACUAUCAAUCUCCUUGGGAACAGGCCAUUAGCAGUGAUCCAGAGCUUUUAGAGGCUUUGUACCCUAAACUUUUCAAGCCUGAAGGAAAGGUGGAACUGCCUGAUUACAGGAGCUUUAACAGAGUUGCCACCCCAUUUGGAGGGUUUGAAAAAGCAUCAAAAAUGGUUAAAUUCAAAGUUCCAGAUUUUGAGCUGCUGCUGUUAACAGAUCCCAGGUUCAUGGUGUUUGCCAAUCCUCUUUCCGGCAGACGGUCCUUUAAUAGGACUCCUAAAGGAUGGAUAUCUGAGAAUAUUCCUAUAGUGAUAACGACAAAACCUACAGAGGACACCACUGUCCCAGAAACUGAAGACCUGUGAAAGGAAAGCUGUACAUCUCAAAAAUCUCUGAAAUAGUGUUGCUGUUUUAUUAUUUUGAAUAUUGGCAAAGCCACUUACAUUUUUCAUUAAUACUUACAACUUAAUAGCAAUUAUGUAAUUUUCCUUUUAUGGCCUUUAAUUUCAAUCUGAGAUCAAAACUAAUGAAAAAUUAAA
Fukomys damarensis (Damara mole-rat) is the source of this 1360-nucleotide messenger RNA. RefSeq names its product myozenin 2 (gene Myoz2). NCBI's taxonomy places the organism in Eukaryota, Metazoa, Chordata, Mammalia, Rodentia, Bathyergidae. The transcript is spliced from 9 exons. The coding region runs from base 392 to 1186 and encodes 264 amino acids. The record is from RefSeq and is a predicted model, not a curated record. Gene Ontology annotation, cellular component: Z disc; actin cytoskeleton. Gene Ontology annotation, molecular function: FATZ binding; actin binding; telethonin binding.